This is a messenger RNA of Neospora caninum, 1149 nucleotides long. RefSeq lists its product as hypothetical. Gene Ontology annotation, biological process: mitotic DNA replication initiation. The transcript is spliced from 5 exons. The coding region runs from base 1 to 1149 and encodes 382 amino acids. Gene Ontology annotation, cellular component: GINS complex. The record is from RefSeq and is a predicted model, not a curated record. NCBI's taxonomy places the organism in Eukaryota, Apicomplexa, Conoidasida, Eucoccidiorida, Sarcocystidae.
AUGUCGUUUUUUGAUCCUUUUCUCAGCAAUCGGGAUGGACGCCGAGACGGUCUCGGCGCUCCACUUGACCCGGAUGAAGACCCGUCUUCUCUCCCGUCGUCCUCUGUCACUUCGGCCCCGCCGUCUUCCAGUCCAGCGUCGAUCCCCGCCGCGGAGGCGGGCGACGCCGUUAGCUGCAGCAGUUUCUCCGGCGAAGACAGAGGCGAGAGUAGCCUGGAAGAAAGCGCUCCUCCCUUCGAUCUGCAGGCUUUUCACCGGCAUGUGCGCGACGCUGACAGUUUCGAAGAAAGUUCACAAGCUGCGGCACGCGCAGGGGCCGAGAGCUUCGCCGGUUUGGAUGAGAGUCGAGAAAACACCUGUCCCUCCAAUUUGUCUCCUCUCCCGCACUUGCCGUCUUUUGGAGGCGACCUCGACGAAGAGCGGACCCGCGAAUCGAGAAAAGGCGAAGCACGCACUCGAAAGCCUCAGACGCAUUCACAGGAAGAUGAAGGACGCACGGGCGAGCGGCGCCUGACCGCACCCUCCGCGUUGGACUCGGAAACCAUCCACUUGGCGAGCGCGUCGCAGUCGGACGCUCCAUGGCUAGACGUGCCUGGACCUUCCUGGGAGGCGCUGGACCAAGAAGCGAGGCGAGAACCCUUCCGAUUCAUAGACUUCGAGGCGGUCCCCUGCUCCCCAGUUACGGAAUUGCCGUACCUUUCCUCGCUGUGUCCGAACGCGCAGCAAGAGGUGGCGAAGAACAUGCGGCCAGACUUGCUGCGCCCAGCGGACACGCUGCAGUUGCCGCUCUACCAGGCCGAGCUUCUCAUGGGCCGUGGGAAAAUGAAAAUCAAGUUCCCUUCUUUCUACGAAAUCGCCAUCAUUGACGCGCUGAUCAAGGAUCCCCUGACAGUCGACCUCGCUGCCCAUUGCCUUUUCUACUUCGACCUCGGGCUCCACCUCUGCUCACUGCUACCCCCCUAUGAAUGGCCAGUGCAGCACUUGCAGGAGACCUUGCGAAACGCGCGACACCGGCGGAGAGUGCACAUUAUCACUCACCACAAAGUCCUCGAGAAGCAGUUUAUAGGGCGUUUGACGUUCCCAGAAGUCUGCAUCUUGAAGGAACUCCAGAAAGGCCAAGCAGGACCGCGCGGGCCCUUUGGCGGAUGA